Messenger RNA from Thamnophis elegans (Western terrestrial garter snake), 1837 nucleotides. Its product is annotated as arylamine N-acetyltransferase, pineal gland isozyme NAT-10-like. Gene Ontology annotation, molecular function: acetyltransferase activity. The transcript has a single exon. The coding region runs from base 237 to 1049 and encodes 270 amino acids. Lineage: Eukaryota; Metazoa; Chordata; Lepidosauria; Squamata; Natricidae. The record is from RefSeq and is a predicted model, not a curated record.
UCAGCCGCUGUAUACACAGCAAAACUCAUAGCAGAAAUUCCAACGGGGAAGGUUUUCAAGAAGAGGGGAAGGAAAUUGGGCAGGAGAGGAAAAGGGACUUGGGAACAACUGCAGCUUAGAGAUUUGUUAUUGAAAGUGAUCAAAACAGCAGAACAAGAUCUCGGAAAGAGUUGAAAAGAAGGAAUCUUGAAACACAUCCCCAUUCACUUUUUCAAGAUCUUCCAUCCAGUCUUGAGAUGGAUGUUGGAUGUUACCUCCAACGGAUUGGGUUCCCAAAUGCCCCUGCCACCCCUUCUUUGGAGACCCUCAAGGGCCUCCACCGUUCCCACCUCUUCUCCGUACCCUUUGAAAGCCUCAGCAUCCACUGCAAAGAGCCCAUCCACCUGGAAUUGCCUCGUUUGUAUGAGAAGAUUGUCCAAAACCAGCGGGGUGGAUUUUGUUAUGAACUGAAUGGACUUUUCCAGUGGUUGUUGCGAGCAUUAGGAUUUCACACCCAAUUCUUAGCCGCCCGUGUCUUCAACCGCUUCACACAGUGUUAUGGUCCUCCAUUGGACCACUUGGUCAUUUUGGUAGACUUGGAUGGACAGCAAUUCCUGUGUGAUGUUGGGUUCGGAGAAGGUUUCCUGGAACCGUUAGAGCUGAAGCCAGAGGUGGAACAAAUUCAAGAAGGAGGCAUAUUUUGGUUGAGCCUGGAAGGAGCCACCUGGGUCCUGGAACAUCGGGAAAUUUCUGGAGAGAAGGAGAGAUUCCUCUAUAAAUUCACUCUAGAGGAAAAGAAGCUGGAAGAUUUUUAUGACAUGUGUCUUUACCACCAGACUUCACCCUGUUCCAUCUUCACCUGCAAAUCCUUUUGUUCAUUGCACAAAGCAGAUGGAGGACGUUUAACCUACAUAGGUCACCGGCUCAUUUCCAGCACGGGAAAGGAGCGUACGGAAACGGUCUUGCAGGAUUCCGAGAUCCCAACCGUUCUCUUUGAUAAAUUUGGGAUCAAACUGAAGAACUUUGAACCUAAGGACGAAAAAAUCCUGCCACCUCCUCAACAAGAUUAACUAGUGGGAUAAGUUCUCUUUUGGAUUGUAAUGGAAUAUGGAAUUGGGCAAGUUGCAUCUAUUAAGGAUCUAUGGCUAUCUCUUUAACUAGAUUAAUUCCUGGGGAAAGCCAAGGGUGAUUACGUUUAUGUUUUAAUGAAAUAUGAAACUGGGCAGGUUGAUCUAUUAAAGAUAAUGUCCAAGAUCAUGCUUGUGAUUCUAUAAAGGUUAAAAAACCCUUUAAGUUUGAUUUAAGUUUGGAUAUCCUGCUGAUUAGCACAUCAGUGUUGCACCAAUUACUGGAUCAUCAUUUUUAGAUUUUUAAGGAACCCUGCAUGUGAUUUUGCCAGUAUUUGUACACUUAUCAGUGAUUGCUACAUAAAAGAUGGACCAAGAUGCAUCGGUAGUCUUGUCAGUCUAUGCUUCUGUUCAGCUUUGAGAGAGGUGGGGGGGAGGUGUCAGAGGGAGAGGGAGAAACAGAAGGGCUUCAAAAUUUUCGUACAAGCAGCUAGGCAGAUCCACACAUGUCGGGAGAGGAGGUCCUUCUGACAUUCCUUGAAAACUGAAAAGCUUUCCAAAUCUUCGUGCAGAGUGCCGCAGAUUAGCAUACGGUGUAUCUGUGUGGCCCGGCUAUCCUUGCAAAGGAAAAGAUCUCGUCCAAAGGUCGUUUUCCUAACCUGGGUUCAUUUUCCCAGACCUCCACCCAUAAACUUCCCCCAUAGUCUGGCCAAAAGCCAAGUGCCACAUGCCAAGGCCAAUAGCCACAAUCAUCUCCCGUGUCUCCUUCCUUCCUAUCUACAUACCUACUU